CGGACCAACUGGUAGAUUUCCGCAUGGUUUUUAACAAUUUUCGGGAUUUCACACUCAGAUUCUGUGAUGUUGUCGCAGGAUAAUUUUCAUAGAAAUACGUUGUUCCAGUUCAACCGAGAAGGGAACCUGGUGAAACUUCGAAACGCCUUUUCAACAAUUAGGCCGAUUGUCGAGUAAGAUGACUACGUCCAUCACCAACACAUAGCGCAGAUUCCUUUGCCGCUAUAUUCGUAACUACACGGAUUUCAUUCGGGAAGAUCCUAAUCCAGACAACAUCGUAAAAUCUGAGUGACAUGUGACAUGACAUUCCGAAAAUCUUUAAAAGUAAAUGAAAAUUUUGCAAUACUAUUAGUUUAUAAUAAUUCAACCAUUGCACUUAUUCCACGUACACGGGAACCCUUGUUCGGAAUAAGUUUGUCGUCUCCACGAAAACCGACCCAGUGCAUUUUUAAGAAUGCAUCCGAGGGGAAACGUUGGAAACUUACGUAUUUUUACUCAUAUUCAGACAGUUUUUCACUAAACAACGUAUUUUUAAUCACACACUUCUUCGAUCUUAGAAACAUUCGACAGAUAGAGUGAAGGGAAAAAAAGUUGCAAGAUAAUUGUUUCGCAAGCAAAAUGCACUUGAAAAAAUAUUCCAUUGACUUCGCAUGACUUAGGAUUUGUGUAACGUAGCAUAAGUUUGUUUCAAACAUUCUUACCCUCAAUUGCCAAUCGCCUCCUGAGGGUUUGGCACAAUUCUGAAUAGCAUAUUCAUCACCUUGGGGAGGCGAUCUGGCGUAGUGGUAACAUUCAUGCCUCUCACGCUAAAGGUCACGAGUUCAAUUCUCACUCCCGACAUUCUUCCAAAAAUGGAAGUAAAAGUGACGAACCAGCCAAAUGAGUUGAAAGUCAUUAUAAUACAGAUUAAAAAAAUAUAUAUAUAUAUUCAUCACCACCCUAAUGCUUUUCACACAGAUGCCUCAUCAUGCUCGGGUUGCUAUAUCUGGCAUCCACUGCGUAAAUUUUUUUUUUCGUUUUCGUUUUUUUGAAAUUUAUUCUGAGGUCAAUGUAAUGGGAGCGAAGUUUAACGAGGACAAGAAAUCGAGCCUGCCCAAGCCGCCAAGAUGACGCGAUCCGAGUCGACCGACGACCCGUUGGAAGGAUCUCCGACCGAACUUUAGCAAGCGUCUAACGGCAUAUGUUUAUAUACAACCAUCCCAUGCCAAACCGAUAUAGUGCUUCUCAGAUUUUCGUGAAAAGUGGUCUCCGUGAUGAAUAAGCGUGCGAUCGACCACAAAGGAAAAUCUAAACAACUAUAAAAAGGGGUAAAACCAACGAAAUUACUGCAAAUGGAUUUAUACGGCAAUCUUAUGAAGACGACAUCCCUAUUUUUGGACCUUAGUAGAUCUGCUUUUUUCCCGCUAUCUCGUGUUUGCGGAAAUGCACUAAGCAGUGUCAUCCACCUAUCACAUCAAAUUCACACUCAAGCCGAAUUUUGCUGGUGAAAUGCGCUUGUGAAUACUAGUUGAAGUAGUAGAUAUUAAACGCACCGAGAAUGGCGGAAAACGUGAAAGUUGUAGUCCGCUGUCGGCCAAUGAACAAGCGAGAACAGCAGACUGGGUGUAAGAACAUCACCCAAAUCGACAAUUCCACGGUUAAUCUGGACAAUCCCAACGAUGCGAACGCACCACAGAAAUCGUUCAAAUUCGACAGUGCUUACGGGUAUGCAGCAACCACCGAGAACAUCUACAGCGACAUCUGUUAUCCGCUGGUGGAGAGUGUCCUCGAGGGCUACAACGCAACCAUUUUCGCGUACGGCCAGACCGGAUGCGGUAAAUCGCACACAAUGCAGGGAACCACCUAUAAUUUGUCCGCAGCGGAUCCGAACAACGCCAACAACAUCGGUAUCAUUCCACGCUCGUUCGAGCACGUGUUCGAAGCCAUCGCGCUGGCCAGCGAUGUGCGCUAUCUGGUGCUGGUGAGUUACCUGGAGAUAUACAAUGAAACCAUACGGGAUCUGCUGGCGGCGAACGGCAGCAGUCUGGCGAUCAAGGAGGUACCGGGGGACGGUGUGACCGUGCAGGGACUAUCGAUGCACACCGUGCACGGGAUGAAGGAGUGUAUCGAGCUGCUGGAAAUGGGGGCCAAGAAUAGGAUGGUCGGUGCGACGCUAAUGAAUAUCGAAAGUUCCCGAUCGCAUUCCAUUUUCACCAUAAGUUUAGAACAGAUGGCGGCGAGUGCGGGAAAAAAGGCUGUGAUAAAGCGAGGGAAGUUGAAUCUGGUCGAUCUGGCUGGUUCAGAGAGGCAGAGUAAAACCGGUGCGACGGGGGACCGAUUGAAGGAGGCGACCAAAAUUAAUCUUUCGUUGUCGGCUCUGGGGAAUGUGAUCUCGGCGCUGGUGGAUGGUAAGACUCGGCAUGUUCCAUACAGGGAUUCCAAAUUGACGAGACUGUUACAGGACUCACUAGGUGGGAACACAAAAACUCUAAUGAUCGCCUGUAUCUCACCGGCCGAUUCGAAUUACGAUGAAACGCUAUCCACCUUGCGUUACGCUAGUCGAGCGAAAAAUAUCGCCAACAAACCUAAGGUUAACGAGGAUCCGAAGGACACAAUGCUUCGCGAGUAUCAACAGGAAAUUCUACGACUGAAACAGUUACUUUCAAGUGAAGGAAAAGUGGUAGCUGAAAAUGGUCGAACGAAUGCGGACAUUUCAACUGUUGACCCUACCGGCGCGUUAUCGUUAUCUUCGUACAAGGACGAAAAACGAAUCCUAAAAAAUCAAUACGAAACGGAGGUUGUUAAUCUACGCAAAGAAUACGAGCAGCAAAAAACGGCAAAACAGGAACUAGUUAAAGAUAUAGAGAAAAUCAAAUCAUACUACGAAGGACAAAUGCAGGAGCUGAUAUCGAAAAGAAAUGCCGAAAAGUUGUCGGAACCGGUGAGCGCAAUGGCCACGCCUGUGGACCCAGUAUAUAAACAGGAAAUAUAUGAACGGAUCAAACAAAUUAAAAAUGCGCUGAUAGGCGGUGAAAGAGCUAAUGACAUACAGCUCAAGGAAAAACGAUAUCGGAACAAGUUGGCUUCGGAGAAGCGUCUGAAUGCGUUGGCACAAGCGAUCAGUCGAGUGGAACACGGCGAAGAUCGAAAUCUGCUUCAGGGACACUAUACCGAUAUCCAACAUGAGUUGAAGGUACGCUAUGAACAAAUGAAACAACAGCGGAAACGGAUAAAAGCUUUAGAGCGUGAGGUAACGGAUAUUCAGGGCGAGUUUCAAUCGGAACGUGCUGACUAUUUGGCCACGGUAAGACUUCUCGAGAAGAAAGUGCUCUUCUAUGAAGCCGUGUUCCAGAAAGCACUGCCAGUGCUGAGAAAGGACGGACGGUAUUGGAAUUUGGAGUGCCUGGAAACGGACUCGGAGUGGAAUGAUGACUUGAAGAAAUGGAAAUUACCGGAUGACACUCUGCUGCGGGUGCGCUUGCCGCCUGCGGAAGCCACCCCUUCACCACAACCCACGUCACCAUCUAAAACCGGUCGCGAUAGUCAGACAUCUUUAACCGCGCCGGGACGCUUGGAGCGCAGUUCAACGAUGAUCCUGGCUAAACUACCUAGCUUCGAGACCAAUUCAUCUGCUGGCGAUUCUCGCACAAAGGAAUUUCUCAGCAAAAGCACCAACAGUAAUCCAUUCCCCAAGAUUGAGGACGUGGCGCUGGCCUACUUCCGUCCACGACGAGCAGCCGAGCUAGUCUAUCGAAGUAGCUGGGGAAAUUUCAAUAAAUGAAAGCGCGUCGAGAGUUUAUAAACUUUGUACAAUUUUGUUAGUUGACUCGAUUUAGAGAUUUCGAUAUUUAUUAAAUGAACAAAGAUUAUUUUUCCGCAAUAAAUAUACAAUGUUUCA
This is a messenger RNA of Toxorhynchites rutilus septentrionalis, 3877 nucleotides long. RefSeq names its product osmotic avoidance abnormal protein 3 (gene Kif3C). Gene Ontology annotation, biological process: microtubule-based movement. Gene Ontology annotation, molecular function: ATP binding; microtubule motor activity; microtubule binding. The coding region runs from base 1538 to 3760 and encodes 740 amino acids. NCBI's taxonomy places the organism in Eukaryota, Metazoa, Arthropoda, Insecta, Diptera, Culicidae. The transcript is spliced from 6 exons. The record is from RefSeq and is a predicted model, not a curated record.